UCCUGGCAGCAUUUGUAGUGGACGCGUUCGGAAGAAAGAAGUGCAUGAUACUGUUCGCAUUUCCCAAACUGAUAGGUUUUGUCAUCCUGGUGUUUACGAACCAGUAUUGGCUCAUACUCUGCUCGAGGUUGGCCUGUGGACUGUCGGAUGGGGCUGCGUUUAUAGCCGUCAACAUGUAUGUUUCGGAAAUUGCUAGUAAAGAAAUUCGCGGCCGACUUGGUAUAAUGAUGCAAAUCUGUGUUACUUUCGGAAUGGUGAUCAUGUUUUGUGUCGGCCCGUUCUUGGACUACUACUCCCUGAAUGCGCUCAUUCUAUGCUGCAUGGUAGUUUUCACUGUGCCACUGUUCUUCAUACCGGAAAGUCCUUAUUUUUUGUACAGAGAAGGUCAGCGUGCAGAAUCAACUAGAGUACUAGAAAAGCUACACGGUUCUUACGAACUAGCCACUGCAGCCGUCAAAGACUACGAGUCUACUCUAGACCGGGAAGAGACCAUGAAAUUUACGAAAAUACUGCAAUCGAAAUCAGUUCUAAAGGCACUUGUAAUAGGGUGCUUAGUAAAUAUCGGCGGGCAGCUGAGCGGCGCUAACGUAGUACAGUCGUAUAUGCAGACGAUACUAGAAUUGACUCAGACAAGCGUGUCUUCGAAUAUCGCUUCUGUGAUCUUGGGAAUAAUACAGCUAUUCGCUUGUCUAUGUACAGUGUUCGUCAUUGAUAGAGUUGGAAGGAAACCGAUUAUUACUGUAUGUCUGUCCGGAGUCACACUCGGUCUUCUUGGCAUGGGGACCUUCUUCAGAAUCUCAGACCAGACCAAAGAAAGUAGCGGUUUCAUAAACUACUUACCGCUAAUAUCAAUGAUCCUCGUUAUAUUCUUCAAUAGUGCUGGAAUCGGCUCAGUGAUCUGGCCACUGAUAGCCGAGCUCUUCAACGGCCGAACCAGGACUUUCGGGAUGACCUGCGUCCAGCUCAGUGGCCUCACCUUCAUGUUCCUCAGCAUACGGUUCUUCCCGGCCAUAGCGGCUGAGAUUGGCCCCUCUAACUUGUUCUACAUCAACAGUGUUAUGGCAGUGUUGCUUUGCCUGUUUGUGGUGUUCUGUGUGCCUGAGACUAAGGGAAAGAGUUUUGUGGAGAUCCAACAGACUUUGGGCCAAGAUAAGGGGGUUAGUGAGGGGGUGGUGCAAGCUGCGUAGCGUGUGGUGAAAUAAAUGAUAAAUGUGGUACUAAA
This is a messenger RNA of Plutella xylostella (diamondback moth), 1222 nucleotides long. Its product is annotated as facilitated trehalose transporter Tret1-like. Gene Ontology annotation, molecular function: transmembrane transporter activity. Gene Ontology annotation, cellular component: membrane. Lineage: Eukaryota; Metazoa; Arthropoda; Insecta; Lepidoptera; Plutellidae. Gene Ontology annotation, biological process: transmembrane transport. The record is from RefSeq and is a predicted model, not a curated record.